Cylas formicarius (sweet potato weevil) is the source of this 1380-nucleotide messenger RNA. Its product is annotated as CLIP domain-containing serine protease B4-like. Bases 146 to 1309 code for a protein of 387 amino acids. Gene Ontology annotation, molecular function: serine-type endopeptidase activity. The transcript is spliced from 9 exons. Gene Ontology annotation, biological process: proteolysis. NCBI's taxonomy places the organism in Eukaryota, Metazoa, Arthropoda, Insecta, Coleoptera, Brentidae. The record is from RefSeq and is a predicted model, not a curated record.
GGUACAAUGUUCCGGCAAAUAUGUCGUGUUACGCAUGUAUGAUGAUUUUUUAAACGGAAGGUCAAAAUCUACACCAGCCGUUCCCGAUUUUUUUAUUCAUCGUGUACGUAUUAUUAUUUUAUUAUUAUUCUAACAACAAACAGCUAUGAGUUGCAAAGUGAAUUAUGCGCUUGUGCUCGCUGCGUUCGUCCAUUGUGCGUUCUGUGAUAUAGGUUUCAAUCCUAAAUGGUCGUCGAUCCCUGUGUCCAUCCAAGCUUUAUCGCCAUUAAGAAGUAAUUUGAAAGCGAGGGACCCCUUAGAUGAACUGAACGAAGUAGAAACAGGGUACAGGGAGAAAAGGGCAAUAUGUCCUCCGAACAGCCAGUGCAUUCCACUAUCGGCUUGUCCGAUCCUCACAACUGUCUUGAGCAACGAAUGCGUUUUAACUAAUCGGAUAGGAGAAUUGGGUUGCGGGUAUCAGGGUUCGGGACUGGUUUGCUGUCCACAAGCCGACGGUUCAUCUAAAGUGUCCUCUCCAGGUAAAUUCGUGGAUGGACAGAGGUGUGGACAAUCCCAAGUCGAAGGAGACGGGUAUGACGGGAUCGGAGCCUAUCCGUGGGUGGCACGUAUAGGAUUUAGAAACGUACUGACCGGCGAAGUGAAAUUCCCAUGCACGGGAUCCAUCAUCAACAACAAAGUCGUACUCACGGCCGCGCACUGCGCAUUAGCGAAAGCUGAUAAUUAUAAGCUGUACAUAGUGCGGGUGGGAGAAUGGAUGGCCAAUUCGGAUAUAGACUGCGGGGAUGAAUUCUGCGGGUUGCCUGUACAAGAUAUCGCGAUAAGUCACGUGGUGGUUCAUCCAGGAUACGAGAAGCAAACGUAUAAACAUAAUAUAGCAUUGUUGGUGCUCAGAAACAAACUGAAUUAUACCGUGACCGCUCAGCCGAUCUGUUUACCGGAAUCGUGGUCGGUAACAAACAAUAAUGGAAUUCUGGUCGGAUGGGGAAAGACUGCCGGCCAGAGAGAGACGCCUUUUCGUCAACAGACUCUAUUCCUUCCAAUCAUAAGCCUGAGGGAAUGCGAACGGGUUUACGGGAAAACCUUACCCGUAUCUGAAGACCAGGUGUGCGCUGGUGGAGAGCCCGGUCAAGACGCAUGCAGUGGGUUCGGUGGAGCUCCUCUUCUAGUAAAGCAUGGAGAUACGUAUUAUCAGGUGGGAAUAUUAUCGUUCGGAUCGGAUCAAUGUGGGGCGGCAGGCGUGCCAAGCGUCUACACCAACAUCAAGAAAUACAUAUCUUGGAUACGGGAAAAUUCCCCGAAACCCAUUUAACACUUAAAGCGUUUUUACUACCUUAAGGAUAUGCAAAUUGGAUUCGUAGAAAUAAAACCAGUCGAAGUCGA